UUGUCAGGAAUUCUAUGGGGAGGAUGUGAAGUCGUCUCCGGAUUAUGAAAGGAUCGUCAACAAGCGUCACUUCAAGAGAGUCCUGGGCUUGCUGGAAGGGCAGAAGAUUGCUCAUGGGGGAGAGAGUGAUGAGGCCUCCUGCUUCAUAGCACCGACCAUCCUGACGGACGUUUCCCCGGAUUCCAAGGUGAUGGAGGAGGAAAUCUUUGGACCUGUCCUGCCCAUUGUGACCGUGAAGAGCACAGAGGAAGCCAUUGAGUUCAUCAACCGUCGGGAGAAGCCCCUUGCCUUGUAUGUCUUCUCCAACAACAAGAAGUUAAUCAAAAGAGUCAUCUCGGAAACCUCCAGUGGGGGUGUGACUGGAAAUGAUGUCAUUAUGCAUUUCUUCCUCUCAACCUUGCCCUUUGGUGGUGUUGGCCACAGCGGGAUGGGCGCCUACCACGGCAAGCACAGCUUCGAGACCUUCUCCCACCGCCGCGCCUGCUUGAUCAAGGACCUGAAGAUGGAGGGCACCAACAAAAUGCGGUACCCACCUGUCAGCCAGAAGAAGGUGGAUUGGACCAAGUUCAUCCUCCUGAAGCGGUUUAACAGGGGCCGCAUUGGACUGGCCGUCCUGGCCCUGCUGGGGGUGGUGGUAGCGGUGAUGAUGAAGGUGGUUUACUGAUGAAGAGGAGAAGGCCCCGUGUGCCAGCCAUACUCUGGGUGCUCGCUUUGUGUCUGUUUCCUUAAGCUGGGAAGUCAUUAUUUUCUUUUGUUCUGGGUGAUUUCAGUGAGCUGUCGAGCACACAGAGUAGCCUUAGAGAGGCACUAACAACAAGAAGGCUCAGACUCCUGUUUGCUAAAAAGCCAUGCUGGAACAGAGGGACCACAGGGGACAAGCUCUCCGGAGGAGGACUGCAGAGCAAGAAAUUCCAGUCCCUAUCUCCACCCCAUGCCAUGCAGAGUGCUGCUUCCAGGGGUGCACCAAACCACUUACCUUCCUUCAGUGACCAACAGGAGCUUCAGUUUCAGCAAUCCUUGGGCUGACAGUGUUUCCCCUGCAGUUUUUGGGAUGGGCUGUCUCCUGUUGUGCUCUGAACACCCUCCCUCUUGGUGACAAGUCUGAGACAGGCCAUGCUGGCUGAUGCAUUUGACCAAGAGUGAUGAUGGUUGUGAAUGAGCCCAGUGAGGUUCCCCUUGACAUUUGAGGUGAAAUAUUCAUGGAUCUCUGCAAAUUGGAAUCAUCCACAGCUGGUCAGGGAAUGCAGGCUGGUGCCCUUUUGGGUCUCUGGGUUUCACCAUAUGGCUGUAACAAUUAUUUAACUGUUAGAAAAUUACAAAGGUGGUACCUGCACUGCCUGUAUUGUGCUGAUGAGCAUCUUACACUCGUGCAAAAGAACUUUCAGGCCUGUUUAGAGAAGUGGGAAUGACAAAGUACCUUGUGGGUUAGCUCAGCUCUGUGCAGCUGCUCCCUUAUUCCCAGUGGGAUGGGAAAGACAGUCAGAGGAGUGAAAGUGAGAAAACUUGUAGGUUGAGAGAAAGAUAGUUUAGUAGGUGAAGUGAAAGCUGGGAAUGCAGGCAAAUUAAAGCAAAUUGAGAAAUCUGUUCAUUAAUUCCCCUUGUCAGGCAGGUGUUCAGCCAUCCUGGGGAAAGCAGGGCAUCAUCACACCUGAUGGUGACUUGGGAAGACAAAUGCCAUCGUUGCCAAUGUCACAAAUCCAAAACAGCACCAUCCCACUAUGAAGAAACUUAGUGACUAUGAUGAAAAUUAACUCCACCCCAGCCAAAGCCAGUACAAAGCUGUUCCUGGUCAGAUUGCUCCAAGGGAAAACAAUUAUUGAAAGAGUGUGUGCUCCUCUGUGUUUGAGCUUCUGGGGCUGCUGUAAUCUUGCAAUGGGAAAUAAUGUGGGACUUGUUCGAGCUUGGGAGGAGGAUGCUGAAGGAAUUGAAUGUAAAAGAGCCUUAGAAAUAUUAAUGUCAAAAUAAGGCAAAUUAAAAAAUUAUUACUAAAUGCAAUUAAUAUAGAGUAGAAAGUUAUAUUUACUGUGCAAUAAGUAGGAUUUCUUCGUGGCUGGUGAAAAUCCAUGUGCUAAGCCUUUUUGAUGAUAUAUUUUGCAAGUACUAAAUAAACACCGAGAAUUUAAGUAAUAAA
Molecule: messenger RNA, 2131 nt
Organism: Neopelma chrysocephalum (saffron-crested tyrant-manakin)
Lineage: Eukaryota; Metazoa; Chordata; Aves; Passeriformes; Pipridae
Product: fatty aldehyde dehydrogenase-like
Exons: 5
Coding region: 191-664 (157 amino acids)
Biological process (GO): aldehyde metabolic process
Cellular component (GO): cytoplasm
Molecular function (GO): aldehyde dehydrogenase (NAD+) activity
Source: RefSeq, a predicted model, not a curated record